This is a messenger RNA of Pyrus x bretschneideri (Chinese white pear), 904 nucleotides long. RefSeq names its product auxin-induced protein 15A-like. The record is from RefSeq and is a predicted model, not a curated record. Gene Ontology annotation, biological process: response to auxin. NCBI's taxonomy places the organism in Eukaryota, Viridiplantae, Streptophyta, Magnoliopsida, Rosales, Rosaceae. The transcript has a single exon. The coding region runs from base 41 to 442 and encodes 133 amino acids.
ACCAAUCAUUCUAGGUAACCGACGGCUGUUUUAACUAUAUAUGCUCACAUCAUCCAAGGUUCAGGAGCAAGCCAACACAAGUCUUCUACUCCCAGUCAUAUCUUAUCAAAGCUCUUUCUGUCCUGAACUCUUUAGUGUACCUUUUUCAGAGAAAUUCAAAACCAUGGGUUUCCGAUUUCCUGGUGUUGUACUUGUACAUGCCAAGAAAAAUCAAGUUUCUUCAAAAUCAUUGGAUGUUCCAAAAGGCUAUCUUGCCAUCUACGUUGGGGAGAGCCAGAAGAAGCGGUUUGUGAUUCCGGUGUCCUACUUGAACCAACCUCCAUUUCAGGAUUUGUUAAGCCUGGCUGAAGAUGAAUUUGGAUAUGAUCAUCCAAUGGGUGGUCUCACAAUCCCCUGCAGUGAAGACACCUUCCUUGAUCUCACCACUCUGUUUGGUGUAUAAGUAGAGGCUACAAUAUAUGUCAACAAUUUUGACACCAACGGCCGUAGAAGCACUUGGCAUUUUAAUUUUUAAUCGCUUUCUGGCUCGCAUGAAGGAGGUUCAAUUGAUCGAUCGUCCAAUGAAUCGUCCUGAUGGAAGAGGACAGCAACGUCAAACCGCUUGCGAGCUGAGAGGAAAUGGCCAACCUAGCGGACAUAAACUCACUGACACAAAUUUUCAAGAAUAGUUAUUGUCAACCGAAUGUACAUAGACAUAGUUGUCCUGCAAGACGAUAAUUUACAAUGCAACGGUUUUAUAGUUUCAUGACUUACUUUCAUUUUAUUUGCUAUCGUCUUUCAAUCUAGUUACGAACAGACGAUAAAAUUUACACAAAAGGGACUGACUAAUUACUGGAAUAUUGACAGACGAAUGGGGAAUAUAGGCAUAUUUUAUAGCAAAUUGAAGCCUCAUAAGUAUAUGCUU